Molecule: messenger RNA, 2007 nt
Organism: Dendrobium catenatum
Lineage: Eukaryota; Viridiplantae; Streptophyta; Magnoliopsida; Asparagales; Orchidaceae
Product: protein ENDOSPERM DEFECTIVE 1
Exons: 6
Coding region: 133-1692 (519 amino acids)
Biological process (GO): centrosome cycle; spindle assembly
Cellular component (GO): nuclear microtubule; cytoplasm; centrosome
Molecular function (GO): microtubule binding
Source: RefSeq, a predicted model, not a curated record
AACCCUCCGAGCAAAAAACUCUCAGUCCAGAGAUAGAGACACAGGCUAAGCGAGAAAGGACAAGAGAGAAUUCCCCCGAUACCUCUCUUCUUGCUCCUCCAAACCCUAAUCUUUCUUAUUCCCGCACCUCUCAUGGAAGCAGAGAAGUUAGAUGAGCUUCUCCCUCCUGCCAUGGCCGCUGCGAAAAGAACCAGGUUCCGAACAAGAGAGGUUAGUUCUCGUUACAUGAUCCCACCAUCUCCACGCUCCAUACCUUCAUCUCCCAUCCACCUUUCUACCACCUCCUCUUCCAUCAGAAACCAACUCAAUAACCAGAAAACCCGAGUUCCCUCAGUCCCUUCUUCCCCUGAUGCAUCGGAUUCCGAAUCGGAGUCCUCAUCACGCUAUGCAGAUGAGAACCAACACAGCUUCGUCACUCCCCUUCGUGCCAUAAUGCACGGAAAGGGUCAAAAAACCCACAAGAAGUGUGUGGUAAGAAUUUUGUCUGACAAUACGCGCGAUGCGUCACUGACGCAGAACGUCGAACAAUAUAACAGCAGGCCCAAUACUAGGGUAGAAACCCCGAUCGCACGUGAUCGUGGCCUUGGCACUCCGAGGCCGGUCCUUUAUAGUCAAACUCAGUUCAGAUCGAUGAAAAAAACUGCAAACCAUGAAGGCAGAUCGAAGACCUUAACUCCUUUUCCAGGAUUGAUGGCUAGCUCUACGCAGAAAUCUUGUUCUUCGGUUGAUUCAGGAACCGAGAGCUGUAGCAUUAGCAGUCUAGGCGGGUUAUGUAACAGCCCGCCAAUCCGAACUCAGGGAAAAUGCAGGGCACGGAAAGCUUUAGAACUACGGUCUUCGAUGCCUGAGGCGGAUUCAUUGCCAACUAGUUCAAGAAAGUCGGCUGAAGUAGAGGAAUUGAUGCUUAGGCAUUCACUUAAUUCGGGUUUGUCAAUUUGCCAGCCUAAUCCUCUCAAUCUUGCGAAGAUAGGGAGCAGCAAGACUUCAGUUCAAGAAAUGUGUAAUCUAGGGAGGGUUUUUUGGCCUCCACAGCCACCAAGCACUAGAUUGGGGUUAGACAUGAAGAAGGGUAAGAAGGGAUCCAGCGCGAAGGAAGAUGUUCAAUUUCUUAAUCUUCUUCAUAAUCAGUAUCUACAAUGGAGGUUUGUGAAUGCAGUGGCGGAGUCUGCUGUUAAAGCAAGGUCCAAUACUACAGAGAGAUCACUAUCUGAAGUUUCUAAAAAACUAGAAGUGUUGCGGGAUGCAGUCAUGGAGAAAAGAAUGGAACUUGAGAAGCUGUUAAGAUUGAGAAAAUUGAUUAACUUUGUUGAUGUAGAGAUGCCAUAUCUGGAAGAGUGGGCGCUCACGGACGGACAAUAUUCUGAUUCACUUUCUGGGACAAUAAAGGCAUUGAAGGAUGCUUCAAUUAGACUCCCAGUAAUUGGUGAUGUGAGGGUAGAUGUCAGGGAGCUCAAGGAAUCUAUUCACUCUGCAACUAGCAUGAUAGAGUCAUUCUCUUUCUCCAUUGAAAGAUUAUCACCCAAGGCCAAUGGAGUUGCAAAAGAAAUGUCUGAGUUGGCAAAGGUAGUUAGCAGGGAAAAAGCUCUAAUCGAAGAGUGUGGAGGUCUCAUAUCUGAGGUUCAGAGAUUGCAGGUUAAGGAAUGCAGCUUGAGAAGCACGUUGAUGCAAGCAAAAAGAAGCAGUAUAAUUUGAAGCCUCGCGGUCAUCAAACACUAUAAUUGUUAGAAGUUUAUUCUUUUGUUCUUUCGAAGUAAUAAGAUGAGAAGGAUGAGUUGCAUGGUAAUAUCAAAUAUCUGAUUCAUUAGUAUAUGUAUCUUGACAACUUUAUCAUUGGAGCUAAGGCUUCGUACGGGAUAGCUUUCCUACUGCUUUCUAAAACAGUUUUUUAGUAAAAAAUUUAUCUAAAAAGUUGUUUUAGAAAGCAGCAAAAAAAUUGUCCCAAACAAAGGCCAAGUAUCUACGUGCCUUUCUGGAUCAAUUUUUCAUAGUGCUUAUAAUAUAAUCUUU